Messenger RNA from Lotus japonicus, 1079 nucleotides. RefSeq lists its product as uncharacterized. Bases 30 to 1073 code for a protein of 347 amino acids. The record is from RefSeq and is a predicted model, not a curated record. Gene Ontology annotation, molecular function: metal ion binding. NCBI's taxonomy places the organism in Eukaryota, Viridiplantae, Streptophyta, Magnoliopsida, Fabales, Fabaceae. The transcript is spliced from 4 exons.
GCAAGAGGUUAAAUUUCUACUAGCUAAAUAUGCGGUUACAUCUUACAGGUGAACAUGAACCGCCUGACCAUCAGAUUCUAGUUGAGCUCGAAGCAACAUCGGAUCCAGCAAAAGUAGGAAAAGUGUUUAUUAUGGAUAGCGGCCACAUAUUUCUGCUAGAACAACUUUUGAGAAUCUCACCACAUAUUAAACCUUGUGUAAGAGGAGAAGCAAUGAAGCUAGCUCGUGAUUUGGAAGGUAACAUGAGAACAAGUUCUAAAAAUCCUUUGGAGGUUCUCGGCUUUCUGCUCCUUCUGUCAAUUUAUGGAUUGGUUCCUUUCUUUGUUGAAGAAGAAGUUUUAAAGCUUUUUGAAUUUGCAGACAAAAGCUCUGGUUUCAUUCAGAACCUUGUUAAGAAGCAGCAACAUAUUGAAGCUGUUAGAUUCAUUUGUGCAUUUAAAUUAGCUGACAAGAAUCAACCUGUCGAUCUCUUGUGGAAAUACAUGCAGAAUGCAAAACUGGUUUCUGAGAACACCACCUCCCUUGAAAUCCAGGAUAAGGCCAGAGAUCAAGAAGUUGCCACUUUGACAAAUGUUCUACUGUCCAUUUCAGACAACAAGUUAGAAUCUGUGGGUCUACUUAAUGAGAUUCGAGAUCGCAUUCUUGAGCUAAUUAGGCGAAAUGUCAGUAGUGUUUGCACUGGCACCUGGUCCAUCCUCAAAAUGUGCAACACCCUAAGGAAAAGAAAUGUGGAUCCUAAAUGUGGAAGGAGAAGGAGAAUGGAGCCCUCUGAGUCCAAGUCAGCUGCUGCAGUUUCCAAUGGUGAAGUCCCACAACAACAACAACAACAACAACUGAGAAGUUCUGAGCCUUCUCCCCUUGCGAAGGAGGGCGCACUUGGUGGAGAGCUUCGGAACAAGUUGGAUUUCAAGGGUGCGGAUGAAGGGGAAUCUAGUGAAGGGUGUGCUGAAGAUUGUAUGAUGUAUUUGAAGACUGGGAGUUGCAGGUUUGGAUCCAGUUGCAUGUUUAACCAUUCCAUUAGGAGCAGGAUCGUGUACGUUAGGCAAUUGCCUCUAAUAAAAAAGUACGUUUGAGACUUA